CUCAGGACGGACCGAUCUCACGGCCAGGGAUGUUCAAUACGCGCAAGAUUUAUCCCUCCUAAGGAAGAAACUGUUUUCUCUCCACCCCUCGGUGUUGCAUUGAUUUGGAACCGCUGGCUUGAUUCGCCGCAGCUGUAACCCAUUUUUCCUCCAUGACAAAAGUUUGACUGUUGAAAAAUGAGGCUCUGCUCCGCUGCUGCUUUUUCAUGCUAUGCUGUGGAUUCCGGCGUAAGUGACCAGUCAUCACUUGAGAAAUAGCUGCGAUUCUUUCGGUCUUAAUUUCGGUGCCAUUUCAACAAACAGAGGGUUUUUAUUUCUCGCACAUCAUCGCGCCAGGGAUUUCAUCCAUUUGAAUUAAUGUCGCACUCCAUAAUGGACUUCCUCGGACUGUACUUCUUGCAACUGGCUCUUAUUGGAGUCCCUCGUAUGGCUCUCUGUGCGGGCGGGGGGGACUGCCUGCGAGCCGGAGACACCUGCUCCAGCGACGACACCUGCAGCCCGCGACUGCGCACCCUCAGGCAGUGUGUGGCAGGGGACGGCAGCGUGAAGCUGGGGCCCGGGGCAAGGAACCAGUGUGAGAAUGCCAUGACGGCGCUGCUGUCCACUCCUCUGCACGGCUGUCAGUGUAAACGAGGGAUGAAGAAGGAGAAGAACUGCCUGAGUAUCUACUGGAGCCUGCAUCAGUCUGUGCUGCACGGUCUUAACCUGGUGGAGGAUUACCCAUAUGAACCGGAGGAGAGGGGCUCCGACUACGUCCGUCUGGCCUCCAUUGCUGCAGAGUCUGAAGUAACAACGGUGAACCGCUGCCUGGAUGCUGCCAAGGCGUGUAACAUAGAUGAGACGUGUCAGAAGCUUCGUACAGAAUAUGUCUCGUCCUGUAUCCAGCCGUCUGCUCGCUCGGGGCCGUGUAACCGGCCAAAGUGCAACAAGGCACUGAGGAAGUUCUUUGACCGCGUUCCCCCUGACUACACCAACGAGCUGCUGUUCUGCCCCUGCACCGACACAGCCUGCUCAGAGCGCCGCCGGCAAACCAUUGUGCCGUCUUGCUCCUACGAAGACAAGGACAAGCCCAACUGCCUGGCCCAACUGCGGAUCUGCAAAGCCGACUACGUGUGCAGGUCUCGCUGGGCACAGUUCCAGUAUGAUUGCCAACCGUCGGAGCAGAGCGCCAGUGGCUGCAAGCAGGAGAACUACGGAGCGUGUCUGCUUGCGUACACCGGCCUGAUUGGAAGCACAAUAACUCCUAACUAUCUUGACAACUCCACCUCCAACGUGGGACCGUGGUGCUCCUGCGCAGCGAGCGGGAACCACAGGGAGCAGUGCAGCGACUUCCUCACCGCCUUCCACGACAACUUCUGCCUGAAAAACGCCAUCGUGGCCUUUGGGAACGGAUCCGAAGAUAAAACAGGCGCCGCCCAGCCCGGGAUUCCCAGUCCAGCGACGGACAGCCACAGCCCCAACAUGGCAACCACCGCCCCGGGUGUCUCCAUGGAAACAGAGCAGAACAUCCUGAGAGUACAGAUACCCACUCAGGUUAACGAGAACGACAGAUUGUGGGGCGACGAGGGGGACUCCACUCUCCCCUCCCCGGGCCUGUUGGACCAUGGAGCCGAGCCCGUCCGCCUCUCUCUGCUGCUGGGCCUCGGCUGGCUGCUCAUGCUGCUCCUCUCCGACCAAUAGGAGGCCUCGCUCACCUGGCCUCCACGGACAAAACUCCAGACCUGGGGAGGGAGGGGGAGAGGGUGGUGUGUGUUAGAGAGAAAGAGCCAUUUCUAUGUGUCAAACGAUGAAGGUGGGGGGGAGGGUCGACUGUCCCGCCCUGCUUCCCCUCACUCAAAAUCACACUUAAUCUCUUUUUGUGAAUCAUGACUCAGCAGAUGUGUUGUGCAGUCCCUCAGAAGACA
Messenger RNA from Eleginops maclovinus (Patagonian blennie), 1904 nucleotides. It is a transcript of the gene gfra4a, whose product is annotated as GDNF family receptor alpha 4a. The transcript is spliced from 8 exons. Gene Ontology annotation, cellular component: external side of plasma membrane; signaling receptor complex. NCBI's taxonomy places the organism in Eukaryota, Metazoa, Chordata, Actinopteri, Perciformes, Eleginopidae. Gene Ontology annotation, molecular function: signaling receptor activity. The record is from RefSeq and is a predicted model, not a curated record. Gene Ontology annotation, biological process: nervous system development. The coding region runs from base 358 to 1680 and encodes 440 amino acids.